AUGAUCAUGGGCACUCCCAGAUCUGUCAACGCACUGGAUUUUCGCGAGCUGCCUGAAAUCUAUAUAAAUGACAGUGUCAUACCAUACGAGGACACUGUAAAAUAUCUCGGCAUUCACCUAUCAAGCAAUCUCUCAUGGGACACGCAUGUGAUAAAUGUGAUAAAGACCACGGCCAAAGUCUAUGCUUGCCUGCACCAGCUCAAGCUCUGCAGACAAUUGCUGCCGAUCCCGACCAGGAUAAGAUUGAUAGGGUCAUUGGUGAUUCCGCUGUACGAUUACUGCAGCUCUGCGCUUACUGACAUCUCUGGCAAGCAGAAUCUCCGCCUUCAAAAAUCGCUCAACUCCUGUGUUCGAUUUAUCUACCAGGCUAAGAGAGAUGAACACAUAACACCUUAUUUUGAGAGGUUGCAUUGGCUUAAGAUCAAAACAAGGCACCUCUAUUUUGUCGGGUGUCUUACCUUCUUACUGUUGAACGGAAGCAUACCUGGUGCUGCUUUUUGUGAUUUUGAGCGGAGAAUGGAUGUAACGCGGAGGGAAGCGAGGGCCUCUGGGGAUGCUCUUGUCCUGCCGCUUUGCCGUACGGAGUUUUACAAGCGCUCCUUUAAGUGCUCCGCGGUGGAGUUUUGGAACGGGUUACCAUCCCACAUUAAAAAUGCGCCUUUCCUUGACACAUUCAAGCGCGGCCUUUACGGCCACUUACCUUGCAAUCAUUAG
Messenger RNA from Wasmannia auropunctata (little fire ant), 714 nucleotides. RefSeq lists its product as uncharacterized. Bases 1 to 714 code for a protein of 237 amino acids. Lineage: Eukaryota; Metazoa; Arthropoda; Insecta; Hymenoptera; Formicidae. The record is from RefSeq and is a predicted model, not a curated record. The transcript has a single exon.